This is a messenger RNA of Trypanosoma cruzi, 807 nucleotides long. RefSeq lists its product as uncharacterized. Bases 1 to 807 code for a protein of 268 amino acids. The transcript has a single exon. The record is from RefSeq and is a predicted model, not a curated record. Lineage: Eukaryota; Euglenozoa; Kinetoplastea; Trypanosomatida; Trypanosomatidae.
AUGAAAAGGGUAGUGAUAGACUUAAGACCCAAGGAGUCUUAUGCGGAGGGACAUAUUGAGGGAGCGUUCAAUUUUCCUUGGGAAAGCAUUCGGGCAGAUGCAUGUGGGUUGCCUCCACGCGAUGUAGCCCUCAUAGCGAUUUGCGAUGGUCAGAUAGAUUUGGAUAUUGUCGAGGCGUAUUUGAAUCGGUUUCAUUUUGCAUCAUUGGAGGUCAGACGGCUAAGCAAAAAUGACGAACUUGUGUGUGAGUUGCCGAAAGGGACGUGCUGGUCUCCAAAUCCUUUUCUUUCAGAGGUGAUAACUGAGAUUGAGAUGAAGAAUGGUGGUCCUUCUUUUGCACUCGACGUGGGUUCAGGAACUGGGAGGGAUAUGAUCUACCUGGCGUCUCGAGGCUGGAGUGUUGUUGGAAUUGAAAAUCGACUCCGGCUGAUUGAGCAGGGCGUUGCGCUCAGUAAAAAGCACAAAGUAGAUUGCCGCACCCUGUAUAUUCAUUGCGAGUUGAAAAAGUUCUUUCCUGUUAAAUUUGAAGGCCCAGAUCUGCUACAUGUAUGUCGCUUUUUGCAUCGGUCUUCCUUGGAAAUGCUGCUCAAGCUUCCUCGUCGAGGCGGAUUCCUCGUCUACAGCCAUUUUUUAGACGGAUGUCAGAAAACUGAGGUGGGACAUCCCUCAUCGAUCGAUGGAUUUUUUCUUCGCGGAGAGCUACGUCAGAUACUUUUUGGUGCUGGGUACACCGUUAUUAUCGAACGGGAAACGACGUUGCCAGACAAACGGCCCUUGGUACACAUUUUUGCCCAGCGCACGAGGUAA